Molecule: messenger RNA, 1431 nt
Organism: Condylostylus longicornis
Lineage: Eukaryota; Metazoa; Arthropoda; Insecta; Diptera; Dolichopodidae
Exons: 8
Coding region: 1-1431 (476 amino acids)
Biological process (GO): pentose-phosphate shunt; pentose-phosphate shunt, oxidative branch
Cellular component (GO): cytosol
Molecular function (GO): NADP binding; phosphogluconate dehydrogenase (decarboxylating) activity
Source: RefSeq, a predicted model, not a curated record
AUGCCGUCUUGUGAAAUUGGACUCAUUGGAUUGGCCGUUAUGGGCCAAAACCUCGCAUUGAAUAUCGCACAACAUGGAUUCAAGAUUUCUGUGUAUAACCGAACAGCGUCGAAGGUGGACGACACUCUCACUAGGGCAAAGAACGAAGGCAACUUACCAGUUGAAGGACACAAAGACCUUCCAUCGUUUAUCGAUUCAAUUGCGAAACCUCGAAAAAUUAUUCUUCUUGUUAAAGCGGGUCCUGCUGUCGAUAAAAUUCUGGAUGACGUUGUUCCUCUUCUUGCAAAAGGCGAUAUGGUCAUUGAUGGAGGAAACGAGUGGUUUGAAAGCACGGAAGCGCGAACAACGAAGAUGGAGGCAUUAGGGUUCAAAUAUUUGGGAAUGGGAGUGAGUGGUGGUGAAGAUGGAGCUCGUUAUGGACCCGCUUUGAUGCCUGGCGGUUCUCCUGAUGCUUAUGAAGCGUUGAAGCCAAUUGUUGAGAAAAUCGCAGCACAGGUUGAGGAGGGUCCAUGUGUUUCGUAUAUUGGCCCUGGUGGAUCUGGAAAUUACGUUAAAAUGGUUCAUAAUGGAAUUGAGUAUGGCGAUAUGGAAUUAAUAGCAGAAGCUUAUGAUUUGUUGAAGCGUCUUGGAGGAUUGACGAACGACGAUCUCAACGAGGUUUUCAAGCGAUGGAAUCAAGGGGAACUUCAAUCUUUCUUGAUUGAGAUAACAGCUGAUAUUUUCACCCAAGUGGAUGAAUAUGAUAAUCAUCAUCGUCUUAUUGAUAAAAUUCUGGAUGUCGCGGGAUCGAAAGGAACAGGAAUGUGGACAGUUCAAGAAGCCGCGCGACGUGGAGUCCCAAUUCCGACAAUCCAAUCUGCGUUGGACAUGCGAUAUAUCUCAGUAUUCAAGAAACUUCGAGUUGACGCUUCUCGGGUCUUCCCUAAACGACCGUUGGCGACUCAAGAUAAAGAGCGUCUAAUCAAGGACGUGCAGGACGCGCUGUAUUGUUCGAAGAUUUGCUCCUAUGCGCAAGGAAUGAUUCUCCUUCGCGUCGCUUCUGAUGAGCAAAAAUGGAAUCUCAAUCUCGCUGAAAUUGCUCGUGGAUGGAAAGGCGGUUGUAUCAUUAGAGCGAAAUUUCUCGAUCGGAUUCGAUCAGCAUUCACCAAAAACAAAGAACUUCAAUCGCUGCUGCUGGACGAAAGUUUCGCUGAAGAAAUCAAGGAAAGAGAAGCAGGUUGGCGACGCGUCGUUAGCAUGGCGCAGCAGCAAGGGAUCCCUGUUGCCGCACUCUCAGCGAGUCUUUCCUAUUUUGAUGCCGCUUCAUCAGAUCACCUGCCUCUGAAUCUCGUUCAAGCUCAACGGGACUAUUUUGGAGCGCACACGUAUAAACGCAUCGAUCGCACUGAUGGACCGCACCAUACAAUCUGGGCUCGAACAACAGAGCUUUGA